GUCGACUCUUGGCUCUUCUUGACCCAAACAACUGAAAAACAGAGAACUACAGAUAUUGAAGAAUAAACAGAAAUCAGGAGACAUUUGGUGAGUCUGACAGCAAUACGACGACCUUUCAGGAUGAUAAAACAUCAGCCAAUGGUUUGAGACAUUGUUGUGUACCCAGCCUAUUGCUCAUCUGAACGUCAACUUUUGGGUUUUAUAUUUACUCUCUAAUGCUGUUGAUGAUGAGCUCUCAGAGGAAGUUUGGAGUGAAGAAAGAAGUUUCUGAAGUUAAAGAGGAAUAUGUCACACCAAACGGCUAUGAGCUUGAGAAACAUCUCACACACGGCAGUGUGGCCUAUACACACGUCAAUGAAGUCUGGCCUAACGUCUACAUAGGAAAUGAAGAGACAGCAAGAGACCGAUACAAACUGAAGAUGAUGGGCAUCACACACAUCCUGAACGCUGCAGAGGGUGAGUGGAACAGUGUGGAUACAGGAGCCGAAUACUACAGAGACAUGGACGUGGAUUACUACGGUAUCACAGCAGAGGAUGUGCCCACCUUCAACCUCAGUCAAUACUUCUGUUCUGCAGCAGAAUACAUUCACCAGACCCUCAGAAACCCACAGAAUAAGCUGCUUGUUCACUGUGUGAUGGGUCGCAGUCGCUCCGCCACACUUUUCUUGGCUUACCUGAUGAUCUACGAGAACAUGACGGUCGUAGACGCCAUUGAUCACGUCAAACGUCGGCGACGCAUCAUCCCAAAUUGGGGCUUUCUGAAGCAGCUGAGAGAACUAGACUCUGACCUGCUGGAAAAGAGAAGAGCUACAAACACACAAGCUCAGGAGACCGCUCUUAAAUAAACCAAAAACAAUGUUUACAGUGUCCACAAUCACCUCACAUUACAUGUAUUUUAGAUUCAAGGACUACAAAUAAAUAAAUAAACAGAUUUGCAUUUUCUGAUGGAAAUAAUAGUCCAUUCAGAAUGCAAAUACUACAAUGGCAUCAUUGUUGUUGGUCAGGAUUUGGCUGGUUAGCACAGGCCACUUAGCCCCUGUUGUUAGAUGCCGUAACUACACUAUUCAGUGGGCAAAAAGCCCCCAUUUCCCCAUUUCCGGCCAUUCAAAAAAAUAUGCACGCAACACAAAUCAUAAAUACCUCAUAUUAUAUGACAUAAUACAAUGACCGUUUUUGUUUUUCUUAAAAAAGAGAAAUGGACUCAACCAAGGGUGUAGGCUUGGUUUGAAAGUUGGUAGGGACACAUUACAAGGAUGAUGAUAUUUAAAAUGUUGGUUUAAAGAAAUGAGAAUGUCAGUCUGGUAAUAUAGGCCAAACAACAUUAUUUUCUCAUAUAUGUAACAAGUCGCAUUUUCCAUUUCUCUGGCACACCACAUUAAAUAUUAGCCUGAUUUUUGAAGAAUAAACAGGUUUAUUUAGUGGAGGAAAAAUACAAUAUGUGAAAAACAGGUUGGAUUAUAUGAUGACGAUAUGUGAUAAAUUUAAGAUUAAUGUCUCAAAAUCAUAUUCAGUUGUUUUUUAGUAGAUCUACAAUGAGAAAACAAUGAUAUCAAUAGACAAAGUGACAUUCUGUAAAUUGUAUCAUACAGCAAUAAACAAAUGGAAAUCUAAACAAAUGGCAGGCUAAUUUUCAACAUUUUCCCCCACUUUCUACUUUCCAAAUCCCCUCACUCCCAAAUAUUUCACACCCUUACCUGGCACAAUUGUUCAAAUUCAAAGGUGUCUUCAUUUAGAGGGCGCUUACCGGCUGUAAAAACAGAAUCGUCCAUUGGGUUGGAUGCAAAACUCAAGGAGAUUUAUUUUUUUCGUAGACAACAUUUGUAUACAUAAAAGUAUGCUUCUUUAAAUCUAUUAAUUUCAAGGAUUGAACCUAAAAUACAAAAGUAAAUUCGCCCGUGUAAUCUACAGAAAAUUAAGCAAUCAAAAAUGAGAAGAGUAACAGGUGCCAUGUGACAACACCAUUUCUGUGCUGCUCCAGAAGAGGUUGGACAAUAAUUUAAGCAUGAAUUGCAAUACUGAGGAACUUUAAUAGUAAUUAAAAUGAAAAUAAAAACAUAGUAUAAAGUUAGAGUACAUUCCAUGUGGUAAAAUUGCCCACAUGUUGGUGGGGACAUUUCUGAUUUUCUAAAAGUUGGUAGGGACAUUUGUUUUCAUACCAUCCCUACCUAAAUCUACACCUCUGGACUCAACUACCAACACAGCACCUCCCAGAUAACAAUGUUUGGUUCCCAGAACAUUCCCAGAAUAGACAUUCUAACAUUCUCUUUUGGUUAGCCAGAUUUAUUUUUUUAGUUUUUACAGAAAUAGAACGUUCUCUUUAGGCCCCAUAUAUGGGCUGCCAUGGGAACGCACAGAAUGAUUGGCAGGCAGAAAGUGCUUCAAAGUCUUCUGACUUGGGUAAACAAAGCGUCUGACCACGGGCCGUGCUCAUUUCUCUGCAGUUUGUCUGGGACAUCUUUGCUUCAACAAAAAACUUCUACAUGCUCUUCUCAAUAUGACUUGAAACUUUAUCAAAUCAACAACAUAUAUAUAUAUAUAUAUAUAUAUAUAUAUAUAUAUAUAUA
Messenger RNA from Myxocyprinus asiaticus (Chinese sucker), 2564 nucleotides. RefSeq names its product dual specificity phosphatase 29-like. NCBI's taxonomy places the organism in Eukaryota, Metazoa, Chordata, Actinopteri, Cypriniformes, Catostomidae. The record is from RefSeq and is a predicted model, not a curated record. Gene Ontology annotation, biological process: negative regulation of MAPK cascade; protein dephosphorylation. Gene Ontology annotation, cellular component: cytoplasm. Gene Ontology annotation, molecular function: MAP kinase phosphatase activity; protein tyrosine/serine/threonine phosphatase activity. Bases 216 to 845 code for a protein of 209 amino acids. The transcript has 3 exons.